Messenger RNA from Bipolaris zeicola 26-R-13, 480 nucleotides. RefSeq lists its product as uncharacterized. Bases 1 to 480 code for a protein of 159 amino acids. NCBI's taxonomy places the organism in Eukaryota, Fungi, Ascomycota, Dothideomycetes, Pleosporales, Pleosporaceae. The record is from RefSeq and is a predicted model, not a curated record. Gene Ontology annotation, cellular component: ribosome; cytosolic small ribosomal subunit. Gene Ontology annotation, molecular function: structural constituent of ribosome. The transcript is spliced from 4 exons. Gene Ontology annotation, biological process: translation.
AUGGCCACCGAACUCACUGUCCAGUCGGAGCGCGCUUUCCAGAAGCAGCCUCACAUCUUCCUUAACCACAAGGUCGGCGGACCGCGCAAGAACACCCGCUCCAGGAGAUGGUACAAGGACGUUGGUCUGGGCUUCCGUACGCCCAAGACUGCCAUUGAGGGUACCUACAUCGACAAGAAGUGCCCUUUCACCGGCAUGGUCUCCAUCCGUGGCCGUAUCCUCACCGGUACCGUCAUGUCCACCAAGAUGCACCGCACCUUGAUCAUCCGCCGUGAAUACCUCCACUUCAUCCCCAAGUACUCCCGUUACGAGAAGCGCCACAAGAACCUCGCCGCUCACGUCUCGCCCGCUUUCCGUGUCGAGCCUGGUGACCAGGUCGUCGUUGGCCAGUGCAGGCCCCUCUCCAAGACCGUCCGCUUCAACGUCCUCCGUGUCCUCCCCCGAAAGGGAAAGGCUGCUAAGCAGUUCAACAAGUUCUAG